Messenger RNA from Rhea pennata, 513 nucleotides. RefSeq names its product feather beta keratin-like. The transcript is spliced from 3 exons. Gene Ontology annotation, cellular component: intermediate filament. The coding region runs from base 1 to 513 and encodes 170 amino acids. Gene Ontology annotation, molecular function: structural constituent of cytoskeleton. The record is from RefSeq and is a predicted model, not a curated record. Lineage: Eukaryota; Metazoa; Chordata; Aves; Rheiformes; Rheidae.
AUGGAGUUGAAGCAGGCCAAGGAGCUGGAGCGCAACACAAAGGGCUUUUCUGGUGAGUCUGCUGGCAAAUUACUGCCCACGUACGGGGUGGCUCUGGGCCUGGGGCGGUGCAGGAGCUCUAUAAAAGCCGGCCAAACUCCCCACUCGCUCAGCCACUUCUCUCGCCUCCACCUCCUUGGGAACCAGGUGCACCUCCCACCUUCAGACAUGUCCUGCUACAACCCAUGCGUGCCAUGCCAGCCCAGCGGGCCAGCCCCGCUGGCCAGCAGCUGCAGUGAGCCCUGUGUUAGGCAGUGCCAGGACUCCACCGUUGUCAUCCAACCCUCUGCCGUGGUGGUGACCCUGCCCGGCCCCAUCCUCAGCUCCUUCCCGCAGAGCACCGCCGUGGGAUCCAGCACCUCUGCUGCCGUUGGCAGCAUCCUCAGCUCUCAGGGAGUCCCCAUCUCCUCCGGAGGCUUCAGCCUCUCUGGCAUCGGCGGCCGUUACGGUGGCUCCAGGUGCCUGCCCUGCUAA